Molecule: messenger RNA, 2743 nt
Organism: Maniola jurtina (meadow brown)
Lineage: Eukaryota; Metazoa; Arthropoda; Insecta; Lepidoptera; Nymphalidae
Product: tyrosine-protein kinase-like otk
Exons: 18
Coding region: 280-2331 (683 amino acids)
Biological process (GO): protein phosphorylation; cell surface receptor protein tyrosine kinase signaling pathway; positive regulation of kinase activity
Cellular component (GO): signaling receptor complex
Molecular function (GO): transmembrane receptor protein tyrosine kinase activity; ATP binding
Source: RefSeq, a predicted model, not a curated record
UCCAGUGUGCGUGUGUCGCUGAAAGAAAAGUUGUCAAUGUGUGCCAUACAUGAAAGCGGCUCUCGCUUGAAAAGCUUUUUCAAGUUUGUGUUGUGUGAAUGCGAACUUUGCAGUUAUUCGAUGUCGGUCGCGUCGAGGAGGACGUAUACAGUUUAUUUAACUCGUGCUUCCAUUCAAAAAUGCUUCUUCCAAGCGUCUUCUGAAUAAAAAAAUGGUUUUCAAGUAAAGAGUUUCAAAUAAAGAACAUAAAACAAAGUGGCUAACAUUACUGUGAUCAAAAUGUGCUGGUUUCGUCUGAUGAUAUUCGUUUUUCUCGUGUUAUCCGGGCUACAACUUGUUAUGGGAUUAGAAGAAGCCGUUCAUCAUAAUGCAGGACACAGACUUCGGUCCCACAGACCAAGUAGACGACAUCGAGCUACCAAUGAUGGCGGGCUGCGCUUCGAGCCGGAACCUUACAGCAAGAAGCUGGAGCUGAAUAGUUCAGGCAAGAUCCAUUGCAAGGUCGCCGGUGGGACUGCCCCGACUGUGCAGUGGUUUUUGAACAAUGCAGACCCCCUCCCGGAAGGUGUGACGUCGGCAAAUGGCACUCUCAUGGUGACAGAGGCUAAAAAACAUCAUGCCGGCAACUACACUUGCCGGGCUAUUGAUGGAGACCAUGUCAUCCAUGCGAACAUUACUUUGGAUGUUGUUGUUGCGCCUCGCGUGGUGGAGCCUCUGUCAGAGCAACAGAUGCACGUGACAGUUGGACAGAACGUGUCACUGAACUGCGUGGCCACCGGCGACCCGCCUCCGACCACUCAUUGGGACAGAAACCUCACUAUUUUGCACCAACAACAAGAUGGUGUUGAUAUUGAGGGUGGUGUGAACGCUUCGAUAUCGAAAUUAGUGCUUCUCAACAACGGCACGCUUCUGAUCCGCAACGCUUCGAAGCAAGACUCCGAUAGGUACGGCUGUACUGCGGGCAGUGCUGCUGGGCUGGCUAGAAAUGAAUUGCUACUUGUUGUACAUCCCGAAGGAGAACUCCCACCGCCUGAAUCAACUGGGGUGGCGGGCAAAGCGGUGCUAGUGUCGAUAUCUGUAGCAGGGGCUUACAUGAUACUGGUGCUGGCUCUCAUGCUAUACUGCAGGCGUCGCAGGCUGAAGAGACGGCAACGGGGUGAAAAAAUGGAGUUGGAAAUGGCAGAAGGAAGGGAGAAGUUGGUGGAAGAAGGGGAAGAAGAGAAGCAGAAGGUGACACUGAACGGUGUGCCCGCGCAGAACGGACGCCUGCUGCCGCACGACAGAGAUAGUGGCGCAGAUAAUUCGGAAGUAUCGGGUGUUUCUCGCGCGUCGAAAAAGUCGGGACAGUAUGACCAGUUGACUGUACCCAGAACUCUGCUCACAGAACAGAUUACACUUGGUCGGGGCGAAUUUGGAGACGUGAUGCUGGCUAAGAUAGACAUGACGCAAGUAAUGAAGCUACGGAAUAAAGACGAAGAUUUGGAGCCGCAACUCAAACCCGUGCUCGUAAAGGCGUUGACUACCAAGGACGAGGUACAACUGGCAGAAUUCCGUCGCCAACUAGACUUAUUCAGUAGAGUACGUCAUGAGCACAUCGCAAGACUAAUUGGACUGUGCAAUGAAGCAGAUCCGCAUUAUAUGCUGCUAGAACAUACCGACUGGGGUGAUCUCCGAAGCUUCCUCAUAGCAACUCGAACGCCUGAGGAAAAUGAAGAAUACAUAAACAGAGUGGGUCCUCUACACGGGUUGCCAGCAAGAGACAACACGAUCCAACCUCUCGCUCCCCGUCACAGACUCGCCUUGGUCGCACAUCUCGCUUCCGCCGCCGCGAGACUCGCGCACAAGAGACUCACCCACAGAGACAUAGCGGCGCGGAACUGCGUGAUAACGUCGAAGCUGCAACUGAAGUUAACGUUCCCGGCGCUCACCCGCGGACCCAACUCGCACGAGUACUACAAACACCAUGACCAGGUCAUACCACUUCGCUGGCUGCCGUACGAAGCGGUGAUGGAGGGAGAAUACUCCACUAAGUCUGAUGUCUACAUGUUUGCGGCCACCGUAUGGGAAAUUUACACCAAAGCUGAGAUGCCGUUCGCCAAAUUGAAUGACAACUCGGUGCUGGAAAGACUGAAGAGCGACACAUUGGACUGGAACAUCCCAAGUUCGAUGCCCGAACGAUUGGGCAACGUAUUGAAACGCUCUUGGAGCAAAUCCCCUUCGGACCGGCCGCAGUUUACUGAAAUCUACGAGGAAAUGACGUCCAUCAUACAAGAUAUGUCUGCAGAAAGUGUCUCCCAACACUCACAGGACAAGAUAGAACGAGACGAAUAAAUACCGAUUUACCGGUACCGGAAUAUUUAUCGGUACGGUACGGAUUAGGUGUUAAUGUAAAUUGUAUCAAUAAUUCAACGUCCAUCAUACAAGAUAUGUCUGCAGAAAGUGUCUCUCAACACUCAGGACAAUACAGAACGAGAUGAAUAAAUCGGUUCGGUACGGUAUGGCUUAGUAUGUGUCUAUGUAAAUUUUAUCAAAAAAUCAGAAAAGUAGCUCUUAACACUCACAGGACAAGAUAAAUUGAGAGAAAUAAAUCGGUUCAGUACAAUACGGUUACGGAUAGGUGUUAAUGUAAAAUAUUUUUGUUAGUUAAAAUCAUCUCAUGUCAUCAGCUAUGUAAAAAAAAAAAAACUAUGGAAUCGAUAUCACAUUCAUGAAUACAGUCCGACAAGGCUCUUUUGGCACUUGA